Drosophila serrata is the source of this 2572-nucleotide messenger RNA. RefSeq names its product dalmatian (gene dmt). The record is from RefSeq and is a predicted model, not a curated record. Lineage: Eukaryota; Metazoa; Arthropoda; Insecta; Diptera; Drosophilidae.
CGAUUGUGUUAUCGACCCGCUCAACUGUACAGUGUCCACGAAAUGCACCUAAUAUAAAAUAGAACUUUAAAUUCAAUUAAAAUGGUUAAAACAAGGGCGGCGCAGCGCGUUUUACCCGAAACAUCAAUCCGAACAAAAAGGUCUGCAAAUUCCGCUUGGAAAGAUGACGGUGGAGCUAUUUCGUCGGCCCCAAAGCCGCCGAGUCGGAUUCGGAAUUGCGUAGUUAAAAUAAAGCGCUUAAAAAUUGGAGAAUGUCGGAUAUCUGGGGAACUUUAUCAUAAUAACAGCGUCUUUGAGCCUGCUCGCAACUCCACGAUGUACGCUCCGAAAAAGAGGCCUGCAAAACCGAAACAUCCACCCGCCAAUGCAAAGGUGUUGUCGGGACCAAAGGAAAUAUCAACACGCUUGAAGAAAGUAAGCCCUUCCAAACCAGUUCCAGAGUAUUCUACGACGAAAAAGGCUCGCUUCUUUCACAGAGACCAACCGCCAACGAGAUCCAGGUCCUCAGUGACCCGCAAUGUUUACGAUUUUCUCUCGCAAUCCCAGAUAGAAGAUGACAAUACCAGGGAGGAUCCAGCCGCCGACAUAAUCCAGCGCUUGGUGGAGAACGGCAAGGCCUGCGUGAUGAUUCCCUUAAAAGCGGGCGGGAAACUAAGAGCCAAGAUUAAGAAAAGGCGGCCAGUGGGCAGGCGGAAACAAUGCUCUCUGGAAAAUCUGGCUGGAGAAACGGCCAAAACUGAAGCCAAGAAAUCUGGGCCUUUGAGGCAGCGAGAAGUUGCACGCGCCCUAUCACCAAUUUAUGAACCCGAGGAUGAUUCAAGUAACGAUGCGGAGGAAGCCUACAACGAGCCCAUUCAAGUGCCUGUCCAGGUGCAUGCGCCGCCGGAUCCCGCGGUCCAGAGUAAUGCUUCUAAGCAGAUCAGUGAUGGCGCCUACAGCCAUUUAGCCCGUUCCGUGCUGUUAAAUCAAACCAAGGCGCAUGAUGAGCAGCAAGCUUCAAGCAGGCGUCGCGAUUUGCUGAACAUGGCUCGACAGUUGGUAAGCACUCCGCUGAAUCGCAAAGCUGUCACGGUACCCGAACCCAAUUCAACGACCCAUAACAUAUCCCCGAUUCCCCGCCAUCCGCCCAAUUCAGCAGCGAGUCCGGGGGGAGGUGCUUCUCCUUGGCGCGUUUCCGACCAGUCAGCAAUGCCAAAUACUUUUACGUUUGGCUUUAAUACCUCUAAUCUGCCAUCGUACUCAAGUGACCAUACGACGCGACCGCGUCACGUCUAUGUGCCGGAUACACAGGGACAGGAAGAAGCGGCACCAGUGAACGAGAAGGAGAGCUUCUGCAAUACUUUGCACGACCCUAGCCCCAGUGUGAACGACUCCAAUGAAGAGAAUCGGCCGCCGCCCACGCCCAGCAGAACACUUCUAGCUAAUGAGCUGGAGAACGCAGAGAAUGCAAAUGAUGCUGAUAACUUUGUCCACUUGCCGAACCCUCGGAAAACUCUGACGAAGCGCAGGCCCUUUCAAGACAUCAACAUUUUGGAUGUGGUGGUGCUGCCGUCGUGGAAAAAGAAUGUUCAAGUCACUCCUUCAAAAGAUACCACUUCACCCAAGGUAGAUACUGCAACGCCAACACGACAACGCAGUCAGACGCGAGCGAACCUCUUUGGCUAUGACGAGAUUUUGCCAUGUGAAGAUCAACCAACGAACGCCACUGACCAGCGUGCCUCAAGCUCUCGUAAUCUCUUUGGCUUUGAGGACUUUCUUCCUGAGAACGAAGUAGUGACAUCCGCCGCCCGCUCCUCAACCUUGAGUCAAAACGAAACUUUGCAUGAUAAGCUUCACCGACUGGGAGGACUGCGGCCAAUGGACAUUGAGCUGGCACACGCAUCCUCCAAUUCGCUACGUCAGGAUUGCUUUGGGGAAGUGCCAUUGUGUCAGCGCGAUAUCAGACAAGUAAUGUGCUCCACGAUGAUUGCGCCCAAAAAUCCACCGAGAAGAAAACCUGCACUGGCUGCAGACGAAACAAUCGGAUUGUUUAGGGAUGAGGCAGAACUAGAGACAACAUUUGACAAUAAGAAGCCAAGGCGAACGUAUGUUAAGGAGCGACCGAAGCGUAAGCGAAAGCAGCGAGUGCACGUUUUGUACAUAGACACGGAUUCGUCUGAGGACGAGAAUGAGCAGGACCUGCUGGAUAACAGCGUCGACUCUCCGCAGAAGAAACAGCAAUUGAAACGACCACGCAAGGAUGUCGAGCAUGAGGCUAAAUUGCAGGAAUUCAUUACCAGUUUCAACAGGGAGUGCGAAGAAGUUGAGAAAUUUUCUCUAAUAAUUGAAUAAUCGCAUCACCACCCAUGUUUUUUUUAUUAUUAUUAUUGUUUUUAUUUGAUCUGUAACUAUUUAACUAAAAGAAAAACUCGAAUAAGCUUGUCCGAUGUACCUUAUUCAUUAGGAUAGAAAUGUAAGAUUAUAUUGUGUUUCCACGAAAUGGCAUAUGUAGUAACCAUUAGUCUAAACUGUAUUACGGUUCUAAAUAAUAGUAAUAAAAGUUAGUAAGUGUCUACCAGAGCACUUUAUUUAA